Messenger RNA from Pyrus x bretschneideri (Chinese white pear), 2855 nucleotides. RefSeq names its product transcriptional corepressor LEUNIG_HOMOLOG. The record is from RefSeq and is a predicted model, not a curated record. NCBI's taxonomy places the organism in Eukaryota, Viridiplantae, Streptophyta, Magnoliopsida, Rosales, Rosaceae. The transcript has 18 exons. Gene Ontology annotation, molecular function: transcription corepressor activity; protein binding. Bases 242 to 2581 code for a protein of 779 amino acids.
UGUAUAUCUACGAUCCUCCCCCCACGUCUGUCCUGUUGCUUCCAUUUCUCCAAUCCCAAGAAGUAAACAGUUAUAAAUUACCUGAAUUUCUGCUAUCCAAGUCCGUACGAGUCUCUGAAAAAGUUCCCAGUCUUCCACCAGCAAUACAUGCUUGAUCGACGACGAUCGUCGUCGUCCUCUUCUAACAGCCUCUGAUCCGAGGGUUUCAUUCUUCUUAGUUCGGUUGAGUUUGACCCGAACAAUGGCGCAGAGUAGUUGGGAAGCAGAUAAGAUGUACAUACUGCUUGAUGUAUACAUAUAUGAUUAUUUAGUGAAGAAAGAAUUACAUGUCACUGCUAAGUCUUUCAUGACCGAAGGGAAGGUUGCACCCGAUCCAGUAGCCAUUGAUGCUCCCGGGGGCUUUCUUUUUGAAUGGUGGUCUGUCUUUUGGGAUAUUUUUAUUGCAAGGACAAACGAUAAACAUUCUGAGGCUGCUGCAGCAUAUAUAGAGGCACAACAAAGUAAAGCAAAAGAGCAGCAACAGCUGCAAAUGCAGCAGUUGCACCUAAUGCGCCAAGCUCAGAUGCAACGGAGAGAUCCUAAUCAUCCUCCCCUUGGUGGUCCACUAAAUUCAAUUAGUUCUGAAGGGAUGCUCGGGCAAUCUACUGCUAGUGCACUGGCAGCAAAAAUGUACGAGGACCGCUUGAAACACCCCAAUCCAAUUGAGUCAGAGACAUCCCAACCACUCCUUGAUGCCAGAGUUGCCCUUCUAAAAUCAACGAACCAUCCUGGUCAGAUGGUUCAAGGAAACCCUGGAAGUGUUAAUGCAGCAUUACAACAAAUCCAGGCUCGAAGUCAACAGGCCACAGACAUAAAGAGGGAAGUUAAUAUGGGCACUGCUCAGAGAUCUAUGCCUAUGGAUUCUUCAAUUUAUGGGCAGGGAAUGGUUCAGUCAAAACCUGGAUUAGGAAAUGCAGGAUUGAACCCAGGAGUUGGUGGUCUUCCAUUGAAGGGGUGGCCCUUAACUGGAAUUGACCAAAUGAGGCCCGGUUUAGGUGGACAAGUUCAAAAGCCUUUCCUGCAAGGUGCAACUCAGUUUCAGGUUCUCUCACCGCAACAACAACAGCUUUUGGCACAGGCUCAGGGACAAGGAAAUGGUGCUAGCUCAUCAAUUUAUGGAGAUAUGAGGGGAUUUUCUAGGGGAAAUUUAAAUACAAAAGAUACCCAACAAAUGACAAAUAAUGGCUCCAUGAGUUCUCCUAUGCAGUCAAAUUCAUCAAAGAUGAACAUGUCACAGAUGCAACACUCUUCAUCUCAACAACAGGAUCCUUUGCAGUCUCAGCAAGUACAGCAGAAUAACCGCAAAAGGAAAGGACCUUCAUCCUCAGGACAGCCUGCUAACAGUACCGGUACAGGAAAUACAAUUGGUCCUUCGCCCAAUUCUCAACCAUCAACUCCAUCCACCCAUACCCCUGGAGACGGAGUUGCUAUGACUGCUAAUUUGCCAAAUUCGAGCAGUGUUCCAAAAAGUAUGAUGAUGUACGGUGCAGCUGGAACAGGUGGCCUUGCAUCAUCCACAAACCAGUUGGAAGACAUUGAACAAUUUGGGGAUGUUGGCUCUUUAGAAGAUAAUGUGGAAUCAUUCUUGUCACAUGAUGAUGGAGAUGGAAGGGAUUUAUUUGGCACAUUGAAACGGAACCCUGCACAUUCUGCAGAAGCUUCAAAGGGUUUUUCCUUCAGUGAAGUUGGUUCAAUACGUAAAAGUAAAACCAAAGUUGUCUGUUGCCACUUCUCUUCAGAUGGAAAAUUGCUGGCCAGUGCUGGCCAUGACAAGAAGGUUGUUGUUUGGAAUAUGGAAACUCUGCAAACUGAAAUCACACCGGAGGAGCAUGGCCUGAUAAUUACAGAUGUUCGAUUUAGACCAAAUUCAUCUCAGUUGGCAACUUCUUCAUUUGACACAACUGUGCGACUUUGGGAUGCUGCUGAACCAAACUAUUGUUUACAGACAUAUGCUGGGCAUACCUCACAUGUAUUGUCACUUGAUUUCCACCCUAAGAAGAAUGACCUUUUCUGCUCUUGUGAUGCCAACAAUGAGAUUCGCUUUUGGAAUAUUAAUGAGUAUUCUUGCACUCGCGUUUCUAAGGGAGGUUCAGCACAGGUGAGAUUCCAACCGAGAAUUGGACAGUUGCUGGCUGCAGCAUCCGGGAAUGUUGUAUCUAUAUUUGAUGCUGAGACCGACAGGCAGACACAUUCAUUGCAGGGCCACUCCUCGGAGGUACACUCUCUUUGCUGGGAUACAAAUGGAGAGAUUUUAGCAUCUGCCAGUCAAGAGUCUGUCAGAGUGUGGUCAUUAUCCUCUGGAGAGUGCAUUCAUGAACUCAGUUAUAGUGGAAACAUGUUCCAUUCUAUUGUAUUCCAUCCAAGCUACUCGACUCUCUUGGUUAUUGGAGGAUACCAGUCAUUGGAGCUCUGGAACAUGUCUGAGAACAAGUGUAUGACAAUUCAGGCACAUGAGUGUGUAAUAUCAGCUUUGGCACAGUCACCGGUUACAGGAAUGGUCGCCUCUGCCAGUCACGACAAGGCCGUUAAAAUCUGGAAGUAACAUUGGCCAUUUUUUGCUGCAAAUCCCUAGUUUCAGGUCUGCUGCCCCUUCAUAUCAACUUAAGAAGAAGUUGGAAUCAAACUUAAGUCACAGGAUCCAUCAUGUGUUUAAUUACAUUUAACAUUUUUUAAAAUUAUUUCUCUCCAUUUUAAAACCUAUUUUUAUACAUGUACUAUUACUAAGGUGCUUGUUAAAGUUUUAACUUUGUCAAAAGAGACAAAGUUAUAAAUAUUACCUCAAAUUCAACUUCGAAAGCUUUGCUUUGAUUGGUUUA